This is a messenger RNA of Xiphophorus maculatus (southern platyfish), 744 nucleotides long. RefSeq names its product alpha-lactalbumin-like. Lineage: Eukaryota; Metazoa; Chordata; Actinopteri; Cyprinodontiformes; Poeciliidae. The record is from RefSeq and is a predicted model, not a curated record. The transcript is spliced from 5 exons. Bases 9 to 650 code for a protein of 213 amino acids.
CAGAGAAGAUGUUUCGUGUCAAGAUAAAGACUCUUGCGCUUUUUGCUUUUGUUGUGCUGGGAUGCAGCCUGGCCGGAGCUCGAAAUGUGACCAAAUGUGAACUGAGGCAGCAGCUGAUAGUGGCAUUCAAGUCCCUACCAAACAAUGUAACGGUGAACGGACUGACUGAAGAAGUCUUCUUAGCCAAGGUGGUCUGCCACGCGGAGCGUCUUUCAGGCUUUGACACCAAUGCCGUGACCAAACUGAGCCAUGGGACGGGAAAAGAAAGUCAGGAGAAUCCAAGUGAGAGCAAAUCAUCUGAAUCUAAGGAGGAGGACAAGAAUAAAGGGAAGGGAAAAGGCCAGGAGAACAGCAAGUCCUCCGAAAGCAACGAGGAUGAUGUGAAUGUGACCCUUUACGGCCUUUUCCAACUCCCCGGGAAUUUGGUCUGCAGCAGCACCAACAGCACCUCACUCAACAUCUGUGGUAUCAACUGCAACAAACUAACUGAUGACGACAUCUCUGAUGACAUCACCUGUGUGGUGACGCUCAUCAAUGAGCUUGUAACAAAAGGCUUCAUGGCAAAGAACUCAAAGGAGCUUUGGAACGCUGUCAAGGAACUCAUAGGUGGCGACUGCCAGAAACUGGACCAUUACUUCAGUGAAUGCUGAGAAACUUUGUUUCACCCUAACAUCUCAAUAGAAUGAACGGUCUUUCUUUACCAAAUUAUUGAGCAUUAUAAAUGAAUAAAAAAUAUGAAGCAUG